GUGAAGAGAGUUCCCCGACUCAACCAACCUCGCAGAAUUUCUAACACUACCGGACACGCGUCAGACAACGGUUCAAGAAGAUGACGUCAGUGACGAUACAUCUUCGUCAGGGAUGUCCUCACAAGUCUUGUCAACCAGCUCUGAGCUAUUUUUAGAUACCACGGGGGUAGGAGCCACGCACUCCGAGUCUGCGCCGCUUGAGCUGAAGGUUUUUGUCGCCAUGUCUCUCGAUGUGAAGUUCAAGCCAACGUUCGCCGAUAACAAAUCUCAGGAGUUCUUACAUCUGUCUGCUGUCCUCAUUACAGCAAUUACAAACAUCUUGCAAGGAACUGGAGACAUCAGAAACAUAACCAUUACUGACAUGAGACCAGGCAGCACAUUGGUGUUCUACACAGCUGAGUACACAGUGAAGGAUGCUGUGUCCAGGGAUGCAGCUCGCCAGGCUGUGUACGCGGCGCUGGAGUCCACGGACCAGGCUGGGUCUGUGUGGCUGGAUGGCUACAAUGUCCUUCUGGCAGGUCCCACGCUCGCCAGCACUCACAGAGAAAUCAGCAACUACACUGCAUCAGAUGCUGCCAGUGCCGUGACAUGUCAAGUGUGCCAAGAUGUCUGCACAAGGAACAGAAACUUCUAUGUGUGUGUAAGCCGAGAACAUGAGACGAGGACAUCGCUGUUUUUGUCUGUAUGGUGUGCAGGCCUCGCGACGCAGACGACAGCCAAGUGUCGAUUAUUCUGGGCCUUGGCGCUGGGCAUCACCUUGCCUGUGGUUGCACUUCUUGUCGUCUUGAUCAUUUACCUCACUUUCGUCAGGAAAAAGCGACAACGAGAGGCAUCCAGCCUCAGCCACGUUGAGCGGGACCGUUCUAGGUUAAGUGAAGCGUUUGGCAAGCAAGCGUCUUUCUUUUCUCCCUUGACUUCUGGCAGCUUCUACGUCAAGCCAGAAGAGGGCGCAGGCAAAGGCAGCUCGCCUUACGUCAGAAACUGGCAGCUGCACACUCAUGACGUCACCUCAACCGCCACUGAGACGAGCGAGGCCAGCACGGACACCAUUGGCUGGAGGUUCCAGGGGCCAAGAGACAGUUACCUGAGAUUUUACAAAGGCCCGACUCCCAACAUUGAAAUGGCCACAAGUCCGGGCGAAGCGAACCAUCUUCACAAAUCUGAUUCCGCCUGCAGUGGCAUCCGGAGAAGCCGACCUUCCUACCAGGCAGAUUUUCGUGGGACGUCUUUACCGAAACACUUCCGAGGAGUUCCGAAUACAGAAGCCAACAGUCGCUAAUCAAGUGGGAUCACCUGUGCAGAGAGCAACAUCAACACGGAGCAAGAGAAAGGAUCCAAACAGAUACGCUCAGAGCACGAGGGUGUAGGGUACACAAUACAAGACUGUUAGUGUGUCGAUAAGAAUAUAAUUAUUAUUUGUCGGCUCACUGAACACCUUCAGCGUUCCGCGUGCUUCCAACAAUGUGUUUGUGUGUAUGUGAGUGAGAGAGAGAGAACACAGAGCUGAACUAUUACAAGGUUUGUUAAAAAAGAUUUUUAUCACUGCCUAUCCAAGGCUUUUGAACAGUUGAUCAUUAGAACAGUAAUUUUUAUUCUUAAACAUUGUGUGUCGAGAAAUAUAAAUGCAAAAAUUCUUUUUAUCCUUAUGUUGUCCUAAUAAAGAAUCCAGUUUUUCGAAUGACGAGUUGAUUGAAAUUGAGUUUUAACAAUUAAAAUAUGUAUUUUAUACGCAUAUUGAAAACUUAAAAUGUAAAAUAAAAUUGUUUUUAACUUUAUG
Molecule: messenger RNA, 1777 nt
Organism: Pomacea canaliculata
Lineage: Eukaryota; Metazoa; Mollusca; Gastropoda; Architaenioglossa; Ampullariidae
Exons: 9
Coding region: 113-1279 (388 amino acids)
Source: RefSeq, a predicted model, not a curated record